Messenger RNA from Ostrea edulis (European flat oyster), 504 nucleotides. RefSeq names its product craniofacial development protein 2-like. The record is from RefSeq and is a predicted model, not a curated record. The transcript has a single exon. NCBI's taxonomy places the organism in Eukaryota, Metazoa, Mollusca, Bivalvia, Ostreida, Ostreidae. The coding region runs from base 1 to 504 and encodes 167 amino acids. Gene Ontology annotation, biological process: chromatin remodeling. Gene Ontology annotation, cellular component: nucleus.
AUGCGAGACCCGAUGGAACGGAUACGGCCAGACCAGACUGUCUUCAGGAGACACCAUCUCUAUUCCGCACAUGAAGACAUGGACCACGAUCACACCCAAGGAGUCGCGCUUCUGUUGGCGCCGGAGGCUAUGAGAGCGCUGGUGGCAUGGGAACCCGUCUCACCAAGACUUAUGGCAGCCAGGUUCCACUCCAAGGGAAGGAAGACCACAGUCAUACAGUGUUAUGCACCAACUUACGUAACACAGGAAGAAGAAAAGGAAGACUUCUACAGUUCUCUGCAGUCGGUUUUGGACCGGACUCCGCGAAGAGACAUGAAGAUCGUCAUGGGCGACUUGAACGCCAAGGUGGGUGACGACAACACAGGCAAAGUAUUCAUCAUGGGCAGACAUGGCGUAGGUACAUGCAACGAAAACGGAGAGCUGUUCACAGACUUCUGUUCCUUCAACGACCUAGUCAUAGGCGGCACCAUCUACCCACACAAAAAGAUCCACAAGACCACUUGA